This is a messenger RNA of Lolium perenne, 775 nucleotides long. NCBI's taxonomy places the organism in Eukaryota, Viridiplantae, Streptophyta, Magnoliopsida, Poales, Poaceae. The record is from RefSeq and is a predicted model, not a curated record.
AUGGAGAUGACAACAGCGACGAUGAACAGGCAGGAAAUAUGGACAUGCAGAGAUGGAACACGGGCGAAUCGAGCACUGCCGGAGAAGGCCGUCGCCCGCACUUUGUGGGUGAGUCGAGCACUGCCGGAGAAGGCCGUCGCCCGCACUUUGUGGGCGAGUCGAGCACUGCCGGAGCUGGCCGUGGCCAAGACGAAGACGACGGAGCUGGCCGUGGCCAAGACGAAAACGGCGGAGCAGGCCGUGGCCAAGACGAAGAUGACGGAGAUGGCCGUGGCCAAGACGAAGACGAUGGUGGCAAUGAGCUCGUUCGAUACCCUCUUUUCGACGGCGUCUUCAUGUUCACCAGUAAGCCCAUCGGCGGACGAGGCCGUCUUGGCCUAUCCGGCCGUGGCCGAGGUAGCUGUCCGCCUUUUAGAGGAGGUGCGGCUGCUGGACGUGGAGGCGCAGGGCUUGGUGCUCGCGGUCGAGGAGCACCAGCAAGCCGAGGUGGUCGCGGACGAGGAGCACCAGCAGGCCGAGGUGGUCGCGGUCGAGGAGAAGCAGCAGGCCGAGGUGCUCGCGGAAGAGGGGCUGCAGCUGGCCGUGGAGGCGGUGAUGAUCAGGGACAAGAUCAUGCCCACGGACAUGAGCAUGCUGCAGUUGUGCCAUUAGGACGAUUGGUGAACACCCGUAGAGUUUAUAGUGACGACGACAAAAGAAAAAUAUAUGCUGCCCUUCUCCGCAGAACCUCCCCGGAUUGUUUGAAUGAUGGUGUUACCAAGGCAGUGGCCGCCGA